UUAAUUUUUAAUUUUCACGCUUGGAUCUCUAGUAAUUUACCUAGCCUCAACAUUACGGUUUGCAUUGUAAGACUGAUUUUCCCAACAUAUUUCCUUAUUUGUUCACUAUGGCAAAGCCUCGUGCGCGUCCCAAGAAGUCAAAGCCAGCGCGUCAGCAACACCAGAAGCCAACGACUAUGCAGCUGCGAAUCGGUGGCGCAACAUUAUCCGUCAACAAAGAUGCCCUGAUCCGCGGAUCCCCGUACUUCGCCGCCAUGUUGGACGGUAAUUUCCAGGAGAGCGGCGCCGCCACUAUCGAGCUGCAACAGCCCGAAAACGUCCAUCUGGAAACGCUGGUCAAAUUGGUGGAACACCUGAGCAGUGGAGACGCCAAGACCAAGUUGUCAGUGGAACGCAAAGACGCCGUCAGAGUGUGGAUGGCCGCCAAAUACCUGCAGAUGGACGAAGCCGUGGAAAUGGCCGAGGAUAUCCUCCACGAGAUAAUGCAGCGACCGAAAAACCUGUACCGUUUGUGGCGUCUGGCUCGUCGGGAUGGGCUGAUGGAAUUGGAAAGAUUGACCUUUAGGGAGAUUGUUCAACACCAUCCACGCCGCACCCACUUUACCCAUUCCGAGGAGUUCCUCAAGUGCACUGCCGAAGAGGUCAAAGAUCUGUUGACCGAAGAGGAGUAUAUUCCAGAAUCAGAAGCAGCUGUGUAUCAAGCUGUAUUGCGUUGGCGCAUGCACGACUGCGCCGGGCGUAACGAGGAUCUGCAUCGGUUGUUGGAUGAAUGCGUCGUGUGGGAUCAUCUGGACAUGGAAUCCCUAAGAGCCUCUUCUAAAGGGCCUUUGAAUGCAGCGCUUACCCAGAUUCUCGCCAAUCGAUGCUACGGUCUGAUGGGCGGUGGAGCGUCGCUGAAGCGGGCCAUUCCGCAAGAGGUCAUCUUCUACCACAUGCGCGAAGGUCACCCGCAUCAGCUCCUCCGUUUCGACUUCGCCCGCAACGAACUGGUCAAACUGGAGUCCCCACUGCAGGGGACGCUGGCCGAACGGUGGUCCAACAUCCCACACGAAGGAUUUGCUGUGGCCGCCGGCCGGGAGCUGAUUGUCGCUACUGGAGAUUCGAGUGAGCGGGAAGUGAUCGCCAUGGACUGCAUCUCCGGCAGCACACGCCCUCUCAUGGUGAAUUCGCCGUUUUUUGGGAGCCUAUGCCUGGUUGCGGUGGGAGACCGGCUGUACCGUGCGUGUGAAGCCAGCAGCGGAUAUGGCGAGAAUUGGUACUGCCACGAUAUGUCCACUGGAAAACUCCGUCGGGUCGGGCAAAUUCCGUUUUACACGGAGGAAUACCAUUCAUCUCCCUUACGUUAUAAUCGUCAUUCAAUGCAGGCGUACGCGCUUCCUAACGGCCGAAUUUGGUUCCUGUCCGUUGGAUCCGUGGACGAAAAAGAUGAUGACCAUCCUAAGAGUUGCGUGGAAUCCUACGAUAUCCACAGCAACAUGUGGGAAGAGCAUGCCAGUUGGAAAGGUGCAGAGGCACUGCAUCAUGACAGCGGGAUCAUCGUCUUCCAAGGCUACUUGUACUUCACGGGCGGCUGCAUGUACGACGAUCCCUCGCUCUACACGGAAAGCUACCCCAACGCGACGACCGCCUGCUAUCGCGUCUCCUUGACCCGCGCGUUUUUUCCGGAGCGCAUCGCGGAUCUGAACAUGGCGCGCUAUCAUCACUCCGUCUUCAUCAAGAACGGGAAGAUUUGGGUGUACGGCGGAACGACCCACGUCGACGGUGACAAUCAGCGGAACCGGGCGCUGACGACCUUUGAAGCGUACGAUGCCGAGACUGACCAGUGGACCAUGGUGGAGGUGCCGAUGUCGAAGGAACUGCAGGAUGAAGUGGCGGGAGGGGAUUACGCGCAGAAGACCUUCUGUCUGCCGCUGCAAUACCGUCUUCCGCCGGUGCACGAUGGGAAUGAAUUUCGCGAUCGUGACGACAAUUAUGAGUACGUCCUGAAGGAAAAUCGUCACAUCGCAGCGGCGUAUGGAGAGGGAGAUGAUUCGGAGAACGAUAGUGAUGACGAUUCCGAGAACGAUAGUGACAGCGGAUGGCCCGCUGGUCUGGAUGGCUGAUGAUGUACGCGUGCCUGUAAAAGCUCUGUAUUUAAUUUGCGCAACGCUUCGAAUUUUUUGUCGCGUUUAACGCUGCUUUGUGCAGUAAUUUAUUUGUAUUUGCUCGUGAAAUUUUUGCAUAACUGUUGUCUGAAUGCCUGGAAUUUUAACCGAGUUGUGUUUCAAUAUUUUAGUAUCCAUUUGCUCGACUUUUUUCGGAUUGUA
Messenger RNA from Paramacrobiotus metropolitanus, 2306 nucleotides. Its product is annotated as kelch-like protein 17. The record is from RefSeq and is a predicted model, not a curated record. Lineage: Eukaryota; Metazoa; Tardigrada; Eutardigrada; Parachela; Macrobiotidae. Gene Ontology annotation, molecular function: protein binding. The transcript is spliced from 3 exons. Bases 108 to 2102 code for a protein of 664 amino acids.